Messenger RNA from Microthlaspi erraticum, 882 nucleotides. Lineage: Eukaryota; Viridiplantae; Streptophyta; Magnoliopsida; Brassicales; Brassicaceae. The record is from the annotation of a GenBank genome assembly.
AUGUUAAGAGCAAGGGAAAGCCUAAACGGCGUCGUUCAAGUCUCGAAUCUAUCUGCUAACAAUCUUCUGCAGAAGUUUUUCAUCACAAGCAACCGUUUUUGUGAGUAUGGUGAGAAUCGGGAAGAAGCAAAGAAGAAAGAAGAAAAAGAAGAAGAAGAUAAAGAUAUUGAGCUAACGUUAGGUCUUUCGCUGAAUGGUCAGUUUGGUACGGAUCCGAGAUCGAGGAAAAGGAAGAGUUUUGAAUUGGGUCGAUCUUCUUCGAUACCGGAAGGUUUCGUCUUCGACGAACAAAGAUCCAGCGGAGAUAUGCGGCGUACGGUAGGGCGUGGUGUUUCGGACAUGUUCCAGCUGGAUCGGACGCGUUCGCUGCCUGUCAACACGGAGGCAGAGACGGAGACGAAAAGGAAGCGACCGGAGAAGACAAGGGCAUUUAUGGAAUUUCAGGCUACUCCUCUGAAUAAAGGAAAAAACAGAGUCCAAGCGGAGACCAAGGAGGCGAGAGCAUUUCUUGAAUUUACGUAUCCUCCUCCGACAAAGGAAAAGGGCGAAAAUGAUCGUUUUGCUGUCAAUGCGGCGAAGAAAAAGACGCAGGAGGUUUCAGGAAUGGAGAAGGCGAGAAACAUUCUAGAAGACAUGCCGUGUGUGUCGACGAGAGAUGUCGGAGCCGACGGGAAACGAGUGGAAGGGUUUCUGUAUUGGUACGGAGGGAACAAGGAGGAGGUCAAGAUAGUGUGUGUAUGUCACGGUAGUUUCCUUUCUCCGGCGGAGUUCGUUAGGCACGGCGGAGGCCUCGUCAGCAACGAUGAUGAUGGUGGUGAUGGUGUUAUGAUAAACCCUCUUAGACAUAUUGUUGUUAAACUCCCUUCUUCUUCUUCUUUGUAG